This is a messenger RNA of Vanessa tameamea, 1442 nucleotides long. RefSeq lists its product as uncharacterized. The coding region runs from base 345 to 1109 and encodes 254 amino acids. The transcript is spliced from 2 exons. The record is from RefSeq and is a predicted model, not a curated record. Lineage: Eukaryota; Metazoa; Arthropoda; Insecta; Lepidoptera; Nymphalidae.
GCGGCGCGUUGUCCAUUAGCGCGUGACGUCACAAGUGGGCGGAGCCGAGGAGCCGAGGAGCAUCAGUCGACCGCCGGCCGCCGCAGUGCCCCGCUAACCGCUUUCUACGCCGGACCUAUGCUAGUUUUGACCGCGCUUACCGAUUUCGUUAUUUUCAAUCGUUAUAUAAAUUUCUUCGCCUUUCUUGUCUGCCUUACCAUCCGCAUUGUAGAAUUAAAGUUUAACAAACGCAAUAAAAAUUGUUAUAUAGUUUGCCGUAUUUUAUUUGAAUAAAAAGUCGCUGUAGCAAGCUAUAUAUUGGUGACCCCGACGUGAUCGCGUUGUAACGUUCGUCGACCGUUAAGAUGGCUACCGCUGACAACAAGUUUGAAGAAUGCUCCGCGACAAUUGACCGCGUGGCCGUGCGUCUACCCCCCUUUUGGCCGGAAGACCCCGAUAUUUGGUUUGCCCAGGUUGAAGCACAGUUUGAGACAUCAGGUACGAAAAUCGAUUCUACUAAAUUUUAUACCGUCGUGCAACAGCUAGACCAGAGGAUAGCCCGUGAAGUUAGGGAUGUAAUAACCAACCCUCCCGCAACCGGGAAGUACGAUAAGCUGAAAAACGAGCUGAUUAAACGUCUGUCCACAUCUCGUGAUCACCGAAUGCGACAGCUUUUGACCCACGAGGAGUUAGGCGACCGAAAGCCAACGCAAUUUUUGCGUCACUUACGUUCGUUAGCCGGUGACCAGGUGAACGACGAUUUUUUAAGAAGCCUAUGGGCUAGCCGCCUACCAACGCAUAUUCAGGCAAUUAUAGCGUCUCAAACAAGUCUAAGAUUAGAUGAAGUUGCUGAAUUAGCAGAUAAAAUAAUCGAAGUAACGCCAUUUUCUAAUCAAGUUUCUAGUGCUUCUACUCCAGGUUUCGAUGAGCUCUUCAAGAAGAUGGAAGAUUUCAUUUCUACCCGCAUUCGGACGGAGCUCAACCAUCAGGUGGCGCAAAUGAACUUAGGGCGUGGUCGCGCCAACUACCCACAUAGACAAUCCGGAAGUCAACGCAGUGGUUCCAGGCAUCGGCGACGAUCAGCAAGCAGAAACCGAGAUCCAGACAUAAGCGUUUGCUCGACGGCGUGACUUCUCUUACGUGUCCAGCAGAGCUGAAGGCAUGCCAACACCACAGCGUCAAGGCCAUAUCGGGACACAGCGAGUACCACACACUUUUAUCGAAGUACCCCACAUUGACGAGACCAUGCGGCAUUGAUCGAGAGGUAAGACAUUCUACAGUGCAUUAUAUCCGAACAACACCUGGACCACCAGUGUUUUGUAAACCUCGACGGUUAGCACCGGCACGCCUGAAGAUCGCCAAGGAGCAAUUCGAGGAGAUGCUACGUGAUGGUACUGCUCGUCGGUCAGACUCACCGUGGGCAUCUGCAUUACACCUUGCACCAAAACAGGACGGUUGGAGAC